AUGGGUUCCCGACUUAUCGAAUCACUCCAACACGCGGCGGGCAAANAUCAAGAAUUGCUCUCCAUCCUCUCGCAGACAGACAAUGCCCCCUCAGAUCUCAAGCAAAACUCGACAUACAUCACAGACCUCCAAAACCAGAUUGCAGCCACAGACAAAGAAAUCAAACGACUCCACCGCAUCACCGAGGACGAACGCAAAGAUCAUAUCAAGUAUGAAGAAAGCACUUUUACCCGCUACAUGUACAAGAUGCGCGGCAAGAAAGGCCAAGCUAAAUUUGCCGAGAAGGCCGGAAAGGAAGAGAAGGAAUUUGUCGAGGCAUGGCAGAAGGAGCGUGAGACGCAAGAAUCGCACGCUGAACUCAAAAGAGCGCUGGAAACUGCGCAACAAGAACAUCAACGUCUGCAGGGCGAAGCAACCAGACAUGAUCAAGCACAAUUUGAGCUUGAUAGGCUCUAUUCUUCUAUCUUCGAUGGUCCUACGCCUGAGAUACCUGGCGAAGAUCAGAUGGAAUCGAGUCUGCAGAACAACAAGCAAUGGGCAGACAAUUGCACACAACACCAAAACCUGCAACGACGAGCUGCCGAGGCCUUGAAUGCAACACUGCAUCACCUGGAGCGUGCAGCAAAAAACAUGGAUGAUGCUCUUGACAUGUCUCGCUGGGACAUGUGGGGCGGAGGUACAUUCACAGACAUGAUGGAAAGAGAUGCUCUCUCCAGAGCUCAAGUCGGUGUUUCCGAAUCUCUGCGCCACAUGGAUGAGGCUCGUCGUUGUCAGCCUGCCAUCCCGCCUCUCUCCGAAAUCAACAUCGAUAAUGGUCAUUUCAUCAGCGAUGUCUUAUUCGACAAUAUCUUUACAGACAUGGCGCAACACGAUCGCAUCAAGAACUCGGCUAUGCAAUUGCACAAAGCUCUACAGCAGUGCAGAGAAAUACUUGACAAGCAAAAGCGAACAUACCACGAGGCCGCUACUCAGAGUACUCAGGCUACGGAAGCUUUGAACAGUUCUCGUUUCGAGCUGCAGCGCAUCAGAGCAGAGGCUUUCGAGAGAUUUGCCGGUCAAGGUGCUCCUCCGCCGUUCCAGCAGGCGACUGCACAGUAUGUUCCUCCUCCAGCAUAUUGA
Messenger RNA from Aureobasidium musti, 1119 nucleotides. Lineage: Eukaryota; Fungi; Ascomycota; Dothideomycetes; Dothideales; Saccotheciaceae. The record is from the annotation of a GenBank genome assembly.